AUGAAAGGUGGCUUAAGCGUUAAGUCUGCGAUAGUAACAAUGGUAACGUCGAUGAUGGGAACUGGAAUUAAUUACAUGCCCUAUGCAUUUAAAAGUGUUGGAUAUGCCAGAGGGAUUCUUCUGAUAAACGGCGUUGGUAUAUUGACGUUUUUUUCUCUGUAUGCAAUUUCUAUUGCAGCAAAUAUGUCCAAGGACCCAAGUCCAACCUAUUCAUCGCUAUCAACACGAAUUUCAAAAUACCUCAAAAUUUUAGUAGAUUUAUCUAUAUUUAGUUCAUGUUUUGGUGUGAAUAUUGUCUUCUAUAGAUAUCUUACAGGGCUUAUCACAGUGAUGUUCCCAAUGAAUAGGUAUGUUGACCCUGAGGUGUGGAGGAAGAUAAUUGUUGGAGUCCUUGCUGUUCCCUUUCUUCUGUUAUCGCUAAAAAAGGAUUUAUCUAGCCUUAAGGUGACAUCUUAUAUAACUGUUGCUUCUGUAACCUACCUUGCAAUGUUGAUGGGAGGGUAUUACUUAUUCAUUGGGGAAAGAUGUGUGGAAGAGCCUGCCCGGAAAUUUGAAUCCCAGUUUUCGAGCGGUAUUUCCUGCUUUAUGCUUGCAUUGUCGUGCCAGGCAAAUAUGGUCAAGACAUACACGGAGCUGGAGCACAAAUCCCCAGGCAACAUCAUCAAGGUUGCAAUGGGGGCUUCAUUUCUUGGAACUCUCAUUUAUGGAAGUGUUGGGCUCUGUGGGUAUUUUGUAUUUGGGAAUACCAUAGAAAGUUCGAUAAUUGAUAUAUUAAUCAAUCCUAAAGCCGGAAUUAAUGUAUAUCUUAUGAAUAGCACCAUUGACAAGUAUGCUUUAUCUUCGAAGAUAGCUUGUAUUGGAGCAAUGCUUGUCCUGUUUGGGGCAUUUCCCGUUCAAAUGAACCCAUUGGCUGGGAUACCUCUCAGCUACUUCAUCCAAGAAGGACGAAACACAGACCUGAUAAGGAAAAAGGUGGUCUUUGUACUGAUGCUUAUGUUUUUAUUCCUGGGGAUGAUGGAAAAGCUUAAUAUUGAUACUGUAUUGCAAAUGGUAGGAGCCACUGCAAUCAACCUGGUAUCAUUUACUUAUCCUUCCAUUUACUACCUAUAUUUCAGAAAGAGGAUGGAUCUUAUGUCUAUCCUGUCUAUUGCCGUGAUUAUUGGCAGUAUAUUAUCGAUGAUUUACAUGUCAUAUAACAUAAUAUAUCCAUAA
Molecule: messenger RNA, 1212 nt
Organism: Encephalitozoon romaleae SJ-2008
Lineage: Eukaryota; Fungi; Microsporidia; Unikaryonidae
Product: amino acid permease
Exons: 1
Coding region: 1-1212 (403 amino acids)
Biological process (GO): amino acid transmembrane transport
Molecular function (GO): amino acid transmembrane transporter activity
Source: RefSeq, a predicted model, not a curated record